GGGUGGAAGGCAGGGGGGCUGUGGAGGAACGGUGAGAUUUGAGUGGCGAGGGGAGGGGUCGAACGUAGCUUAAGGAUCGUUUUGGCUGUUGAUGCGUUUCUGGGGGAGGAGACGGAAGACGCCCAGUAGAGACAGAAGAGGGAUCUGCACUCUUUGAAAGGUCUCCGUUUCUUAUCUGAUGGGCUCUGCUAGUCUCCCGCUCUCUAGUUCCUUCUUGUGUAUUUAUAUGCCAGUCUGUUAAUAAUAUGUUAUAUAUACAGCAUGCUUAAUUUAAAUCUAACAGCAACACCAAAACGACUAAUUAAGGAGCAGCUCAUUAUCAUGGCUGAUAUUCUAAUUAGAAUAUUGGAAGCCUAGCUAGAGUCUAAUUAGAUCUUGGAAGCCUUCUCUUGGCGUCUAGCUGUAACUUGGAAAACGGUAACGAUGCAAUUGGCCUCGGUAAAGAAGACUACAAAUCCCAGAAUCCACUACGAGUGCAGCUUUAGUGCUCAUGCGUGCAGCCAGGGAGACCAGUUCAAACGACGUCUGGGGAAAUUAGGGUGGAAUACACAUACAUUUCCACGGAGAAGGAUUGACGCUUUGUUAGAAUUGGUCGGGCUCUAUUUUAACGUUUAUGGUCUCUCAUUUCGAGAUUAAAAAAAAAGGUUUUUGCUGCCAUUCUCUUUUUGGAAGAAAUGAAAGCUGCCCCCCCUCCUUUCAUGCUUGAAUUGGAUCAUCCUGGAAUGUUCCAUUAGGUUAAAUAAAGCAGGGGAUUAGCAGUAAGACCAAUAAACACGUUAAAAGUAAAAAUAAAAAACUAUUUAAAAAGUAAAAAAUACAAUCAAGAUUUAGUUCGUGUUACAAUUGAAGCGAACAGAAAAGCCCUGCUUUGGAAGCUGGAAAUGGAGAAUGCUCUCUGGCCCGCUGGAUUCGUGGCUCUGUGGCCGAGUCCACCCUCUUGCCCCGCGGAGGUGCUGUCUUCCGGGUGCGAGGCAGCGCGGAGCGCCCCUCUUUGUCCCGGCGGCCAGUCCUCCCAGUCUGAUGGAGGCCGGUGGCUCCUUUUCUUGAUGUCGAGGUAAUUCGCUCUCCGCGCACGAUCGCGACAGAAAGCGGCUGCGGUCGUCCUCGGGUGGAGGCGGUGUCGGCCGACGGAGGAGAUCAGUCGCUGCGUUUAAAUACCCCCACCCCGCUCCCCCCCUCCCCUCCACGAGUUAAUUGAGUUUGUCGUGCUGGAUUGGAAAACGUCCCUCUUUUUUUUACCAUGAAUUUUUAAUUUUUACUCCAGCGUGCGGUGUUUUGUGUUUUUUUUUUAACCUACCCGUGGGCGAAUUAAAAGCAGACCGCGGAACUGCCCUCUGGCUCGUUUUUUUUGCUCAUAAACAAAAGAUAUGCACCCGGACCGCGGGGACAGCUUUAACCCCUAAAACAUUUAAUUUCCCUGGACGCGGGUCCGCUCAGGAGCCCUGCCUGGGCUCUUCGGGAAAUCGCACCCAGACUGGAAGAGCUGUACCUGGGCAGGGGCUGGCAACUGCAGUCCCAUUCAGUAGCGGGGAGAUCGGCGGGUCUCCGGGCGGAGAGAAGCCUCGUUUAGCCCGACCGGCCACCCCGCCUGUGUCCGCACCCGGAGGGACGAGAGGGACUGUAUCUUCUGUGGAGUCGGGGACAUGCCGGCUCGCCGCAGGUGCUAUUAAUGGCGGCCGACCCGGGGAAGCUGCAGGCACAGAGUCACAGCAAGAGAAGCAAAGGUCUACAGAUGAAGAGCCCAGAGAAGAAGAAGAGGAAAUCCAGUGCUCAGGGAGCUGCGUUCUCCCACCUCUCAGAAUUCGCCCCCCCUCCGACCCCCAUGGUCGAUCACCUGGUGGCCUCCAACCCCUUCGACGAUGACUUUGGGCCCCCGGCUCGUGCUGGGGGACCCCCUGGGGGCCCCGGCUCGGCUGGCGGGCCCUUCCUUCCCAGCCCUGGCGGGGGGUACGGGGGCCCGGGGGGGCCCAUGAGAAUGGGGGGGAUGCCGUUCCUCGGAGGGGGGGCGGCAGGAGCGGGGGGAAGCGGCCAGCCCACGCGCAGGCCCCCCUUCGGCCCCCCAGGAGCGGGGGGCGCUGGGGGGGGGCACCACCAGAUGGGGUUUGGGGGUCUCCCCGGGUUCGGGGGUCCAGGCCCGGGAGGAGGGGCAGGGGGGGGCGGAGGCGGGGGGUUCCCGCCGGGGGGGCCGCAGUUUAACAUCCCCCCCAGUUUCAGCCCCCCGGGGCCCAUGCACCACGGCCCCGGCUUCAACCCCAUGCUGUCUCCGGGGGCGCUCGGGGGAGCAGGGGGAGCACCCCACCCCAGAUUUGGGGUGCCUCCCCAGCAGCCCCCAGGACAAGGAGGUCACCAUUUUAACAGCCCCCCCCUGCCCAGCGGCGGGGGCCCCCGGCCGCCCCACGGCCCGCUGGGACCCAUGGGGGGUCUGCCCAGCGGCAUGAACAGCAUUCCCAGCAUGCCCGGCAUGUCCAGUAUGGGGGGGGGCGUUGGCGGGGCUGGGAUGGGGGGUCUCCCUGGGAUGCCUCCAGGGCAGUUCCCCCCCCAUGACGGCCCCACCGCGCAGAAGGGCGCGGGCGGCCUCGUGUUCCCCUGCGGGUUCUGCCUGUCGGAGGUCAACGACGACCAGGACGCCAUCCUGUGCGAGGCCUCGUGCCAGAAGUGGUUCCACCGCGACUGCACGGGCAUGACGGAGACCGCCUACGGGCUGCUGACCCGCGAGAGCGCCGCCGUCUGGGCCUGCGACUUCUGCCUCAAGACCAAGGAGAUCCAGUCCGUCUACAUCCGCGAGGGCCUGGGCCAGCUGGUGGCCGCCAACGACGGCUAGAGGGCACGCUGACCCGCCGGCUGGCCGGCUGAGGGACGGGCACACUGACCCUCUGGCUGACCGCCUGAGGGACGGGCACGCUGACCGCCUGAGGGAUGGACACACUGACCCUCUGAAUGACCAGCUGAGGGACGGGCACGCUGACCCUCUGGCUGACCGGCUGAGGAAUGGACACACUGACCCUCUGGCUGAGCGGCUGUGGAAUGGACACACUGACCGCCUGAGGAAUGGACACACUGACCCUCUGACCAACUGCCUGAGGGACGGGCACGUUGACCCUCUGGCUGACCGGCUGAGGAAUGGACACACUGACCCUCUGACUGAGUGGCUGAGAAAUGGACACACUGACCGCCUGAGGAAUGGAAACACUGACCCUCUGGCUGACCAGCUGAGGGACGGGCACACUGACCCUCUGGCUGACCGGCUGAGGGACGGGCACGCUGACCCUCUGGCUGACCGCCUGAGGAAUGGACACACUGACCCUCUGACUGACCGGCUGACAGACAGGCACGCUGACCCUCUGACCAGCUGAGGAAUGGACACUGACCCCCUGACCUGCAGAGGGACACACACGCUGACCCUUUGACUGAUCCACUGAGGGACAGACGCGCUCACUGAGUGACCGGCAUGCAGAGAGAUCAGGCAGGACUUGGAAGUGAAGCACAGCUGCACCAGAGCCAGACUCCGCCAAGCCCUGAACCCCAGAGCAUCCACCCAACUCCACCCACUAUCCCAGCACUACAGACCUCAUCUACUGUCCACUCAGGGGACUGUGAGAGGAGAGGGACAGCAGUGCCUCUAGCAGUAUCUACAUUCAAUUAGAUGGGAUCAAAUAAGAUACAUGGCUCUCCAUCUGGGCCGGGUCACACUGUAACCCUACAGUCCAGAGAUCACUGGUCCAGUCUGGGCCGGGUCACACUGUAACCCUACAGUCCAG
Lepisosteus oculatus (spotted gar) is the source of this 3758-nucleotide messenger RNA. The record is from RefSeq and is a predicted model, not a curated record. Lineage: Eukaryota; Metazoa; Chordata; Actinopteri; Semionotiformes; Lepisosteidae.